Messenger RNA from Epinephelus lanceolatus (giant grouper), 1622 nucleotides. NCBI's taxonomy places the organism in Eukaryota, Metazoa, Chordata, Actinopteri, Perciformes, Serranidae. The record is from RefSeq and is a predicted model, not a curated record.
AUGUGUGCCAUGACUCAGGAAGUGGUGAUGAAACAACAAAGCAGCAGCAGCAGCAGCGAGACCAUGACAAGCAACUGCUCCUUUAAAGAGGUGGACCACCUGAUGAAAUAUUUGGAGCUGACAAUCUACAUACCUAUCUUCCCCAUUGGUCUGAUUCUUAAUGUCGUGGCACUCUUAGUGUUCUGCCUCUUUCUGCGGAAAUGGACGGAGUCAACAAUCUACAUGACCAGUUUGGCCCUGAUGGACCUGCUCCUCCUCUUCCCACUUCCCUUCAAAAUGCACGCCACCAAUCACAGCUGGCCUGCCGACCUCCAGCCUCUCUGUUUGGUCUUGGAAAGCCUGUAUUUUAUUGGGAUAUACGGCAGCAUCUACACCAUCAUGUGUAUAGCUGUGGACCGAUGGGUGGCAAUCUGUCACCCGUUCAAAGCCAAGCAACUGCGUUCACCCAAAGUGGCUCUGGGGACUUGCGUUGGGGUGUGGCUGCUGGUGCUGACAGCAAUCUCUCCAACCAUCUAUCGCUUUAGGGAGGACAAGCAGAAGGAGUUCCACUGCUUCCAUGAGUUUUCAGAGAACGGCUGGAGCCCUCUGGUGAUCAUCUGCCUGCAGGUGUUUGGGUUCCUGCUGCCGGCGAUGGUGCUGAUCUACUGUUCGGUCCAGACCAUCUGGGCACUUCAGCAGUCCGGCCAGCGCAGCCCCCAGAGCCGGGCCUGUGUGAAGAUCAUCUACAGCAGUCUGAGUGCCUUCCUGCUGCCUUUCACCCCCAGCCACCUGGGCAUCCUCCUGCAGUUCCUGGUACGCCAAGGAAUAAUUCAGGACUGCAGCAACAAGACCAGGAUCAGCCUGUUCAUACAGAUCGCCAUGUGCCUGUCCAACAUCACCUGCUGUCUGGACGCUCUGUGCUACUACUUCAUCGCUCAUGAGGUGAGGAGCACCAAACACACCUUCAGGAUGUCGGUCCAAAGAAGAGCCACCUUCAGCACUUCAGAGGUCUGAACACAAAGACAGUUCUAAUAUGUACUUGUCCUCAGAGGACGGCUGGUGGUGAAUACGAGAUCUGGCUUCUUGAGUUUUAGCAGGGCAGUGAAACUGAAAAAGAGCCCGUAGCUGACAGUGUGCCAUGCACUAAGAGAGACAGGUCAAAGUGCAAUCUCAAUUAACCACAGCGCUUGAGAGUGAGGCGAAAACGUAGUGUGGGGAGAGGAUCUGAUGAGCUGUGAUACAUGAUUUGGUCCAGUGACAGGAAGUCUGUUGACGCCUCUGUAACCUCAGACAGCUCCGAAAAUGUAGGCUGCAGAAAGAAAAUCCGCCAACAAGCCACAAUGUGACUUCUUUCUAUCAUGAUUUAUGGAUGAGCUUGUGAUUUGGCUCGAGGCACUUUGAGGUCAUCCAGUCCUACUCGAUGAGAAACUGGUGUGGGCUACCGUGCAUUUCAAAGUAGUCAAAGCCAGCAGCAGCAGCUCAUUGCAGAGCUUUGUAGCCUACUGUGUAUUACGCUCAAUAAGUCAAGUCAAAGCUGCUCUUAAUGUUCUAAAGACCAAUCAUUUAAGAUCAGCGCUGAUACACUUCAAACCAAUUUCAUUUAAUAGAAAGUGAGUAAAUUGCAAAACUAACUGUGAUACCAA